Messenger RNA from Telopea speciosissima, 1049 nucleotides. Its product is annotated as nudix hydrolase 18, mitochondrial-like. NCBI's taxonomy places the organism in Eukaryota, Viridiplantae, Streptophyta, Magnoliopsida, Proteales, Proteaceae. The transcript has 5 exons. Gene Ontology annotation, molecular function: pyrophosphatase activity. Bases 48 to 641 code for a protein of 197 amino acids. The record is from RefSeq and is a predicted model, not a curated record. Gene Ontology annotation, cellular component: cytoplasm; nucleus.
AAGGGUUUCUUGUUCGUUUCUUCCCUGUUUGCAAAUCUAAAAAAAAAAUGGUUUCUUUGGCUUCUCGUACGGGAAGAAAUAUGCAGCGUUACAGAGAAGGUCGUCGUAUAGUUGUUGGAUGUGUACCUUACAGAUACAAAAAUGGGAAACAUCCUUCAUGUGAUGACACUAAUACCAUCGAUGAUGAAGGCGAAUUAGAGAUCCUUGUAAUCAGUUCACAAAAUGGUCACGGCAUGUUGUUCCCUAAGGGAGGUUGGGAAUCAGAUGAGUCAAUUGAAGAGGCAGCUUUGCGAGAGACAGAGGAAGAAGCUGGUGUAAGAGGCGAAGUUCAGAUUAAACUGGGUGAAUGGGGUUUCAGGAGCAAAAGAUAUAACACAAUCUAUGAAGGUGUCAUGUUCCCUUUGCUUGUUAAGGAAGAACUUGAUCAAUGGCCUGAGAAGAACCGUCGACAAAGGAAAUGGAUGACUGUGGCUGAGGCUAGAGAAGUGUGUCAACAUUGGUGGAUGAAGGAAGCACUAGACAGACUGGUUAGACGCUUGAUGCAACAAGCAGAGGAAGACAUAGUAAUAUCACCAAGUUGUUCUUUAAGUGAGGAAGAGACAGCUAGUGAGGAAGAGGUGGAUCCUUGUCGUGUAUUCUAAGAGAAGGAUAUAGAGAAUGAAGGGGUUUCUCUAGAUUAUUACUUCACUGCCUCUUGGAAGAACAACCCAGCUCAAUCCCUAUGUUGGUAAUGAAGAUGUAACUCUCCUAGGAGCCAGAGCAGAGGUUGGGUGCUGUUCAGUAACAAUUGAUCAAGAAAGACUGAGAGAGACUUGGAAAUGAAGAUGUAAAUCAUGGUUUGACUUCUUUGAUUCAUGUACAAUAGUUGUUGGCACCUUCUUGUAAUCUCCAAUUGCUGUGCAGUUUAGAAAGUUUCAGAUUUUCCCUCUCCUAACUCUUUCUGAUUUCUGGGAAACCCCAACUAAACUGCAAGUUGUACAUAAAGAUCAAUCAGGUUUACUUUUUGUAUCUAAUAAAAUGUUGAGUCUUCCAUUACAUGAGUUUUGUAA